ACCAAUAUGACACUACUGGCACGACGUAUCCGCUCCACGUGAAUUCUCCAACAGCCUUGCUCAUACAAGGAAAAGUCCAGGCUGUUUGAGCAAUACCUGUGAUUAUUUUGCCAGGCUUGCUGGCCUGUGUCAGGCAGCAUGUCGUCCCUCGAGGCCAAGAUUGUCGUCCUCGGCGCCCAGGGCGUUGGCAAGACAUCUCUUCUCACACGAUACUGCAAGGGCUCUUUCAACCCCGCGCAGACGACUUCGACCGUUGGCGCGAGUUUCAUGGCCAAGCGUGUCGUCGACACCGAUACCGACACUGUUGUGCGCCUCCAGAUCUGGGAUACAGCUGGCCAAGAGCGAUUUCGGUCGAUAUCACGACUCUACUACCGCGGCGCCAACGCCUGCAUUCUAUGCUAUAGCAUAACCGAUGCCCAGUCAUUCACAGAGAUGGGAGUAUGGCUCCAGGAGUUGAGGCGGAAUCUCCCUCCCGACAUCGUACUCCACGUGGUCGGCACCAAGGCAGACAUUGUCGCUCGCGAUCCGACACGCCGAGAAGUUCCAUUUGAGCGGUGCAUUGCGUAUGCCGCCGAGAACCUCGCGCCCGGCCAGGCGUCGACACCUCCAGCAACCGCGACGGCAGUCGGGCACCACAGCCUGUUUUCCGGCCUGGCUGCGAUCGGGCAGUCUGGGAUGGGCUCUGGCGUUACCUCGGCCGCCCCAGAACCUCGUAGUCCGAGUAGCAAGAGGAGCAGCGGCUUCUGGGGCAUGGAGGUUGGUUGGGAUGCGUGCCACGAGAUCAGUGCCGAAACGGGCGAGGGCGUCGAGGAGGUGUUUCGCGUGGUGACACGCAAGCUGGUCGAGCAGAACCGCAAAAUGCAGGCCGAGCUUCUUGCUGCCACCGCGACACCUGGCCUGACACCGGCCGGAGACUAUGGCAGUAUGGAAGGCGGCGGCUACUUCGAUGCCGUCAACAACCCCCGAGGUAGCUUCCGCGUCGGCAGAGAUCGAAGAAGCUGGCUGUUCUCGCCAGCAUUUUCGCCUGCGAUACCGAUAGACAACGCCCGCACGGGGCAGAAUCACCAGCAGGGUCAACUACAGAACGGUCACUACCAGCAAGAUAAUAACCCGAAGGACAAAGGCCGAUGUUGUUGAGGUUGGACUGAGUUGACGCGGACGGGCCCUUGCAGAGGGGAUGGACGGAUAGGUCACAACACGGCCGAGCGCUUCUCGGGUCAGCGUCGGACGAGCCGCAGUGGCAUCCGAGCAAGGGGAUCAGGUUGAUCGUAUAUGGGCUGGCGGCAUCUCAGUAUCAAGCAUACGCAUAAG
Microdochium trichocladiopsis is the source of this 1311-nucleotide messenger RNA. Its product is annotated as P-loop containing nucleoside triphosphate hydrolase protein. The record is from RefSeq and is a predicted model, not a curated record. Gene Ontology annotation, biological process: intracellular protein transport. Gene Ontology annotation, cellular component: endomembrane system. NCBI's taxonomy places the organism in Eukaryota, Fungi, Ascomycota, Sordariomycetes, Xylariales, Microdochiaceae. Bases 139 to 1137 code for a protein of 332 amino acids. The transcript has 2 exons. Gene Ontology annotation, molecular function: GTPase activity; GTP binding.